Messenger RNA from Anarrhichthys ocellatus (wolf-eel), 1939 nucleotides. RefSeq names its product FSHD region gene 1 (gene frg1). Gene Ontology annotation, cellular component: catalytic step 2 spliceosome; nucleolus; striated muscle dense body. The record is from RefSeq and is a predicted model, not a curated record. The coding region runs from base 55 to 822 and encodes 255 amino acids. Gene Ontology annotation, molecular function: actin filament binding. The transcript is spliced from 9 exons. NCBI's taxonomy places the organism in Eukaryota, Metazoa, Chordata, Actinopteri, Perciformes, Anarhichadidae.
UUGUGCCUGAAAGUAUCGUCUAGUAGCUGUGCUAACCACUAGCUAGGUCGAGCUAUGGCUGACUAUUCUCACGUAAAAUCAACCAAACUGGUUUUGAAAGGUCUUAACAAAGGGAAAAAGAGGAAGCAUAAAGAUAAGAAGAAAAAAGCAGGAGAUGGUGAAGAAAAAGCUGAUGUUAUUGGUGGUUGGUGGGCCAUCAGCAACUUUGGGGAAAUAUCUGGAACAAUUGCCAUCGAGAUGCAGAACAGCGCUUACAUCCAUGCUCUGGAUAGUGGCCUAUUCACACUCGGUGCACCACACAAAGAGGAUGAAGGACCCGACCCCACAGAACAGUUUACUGCCGUCAAGCUCUCAGACACAAGGAUAGCCUUGAAGUCUGGAUAUGGCAAGUACCUGGGUAUCAACUCUGAGGGUUUGGUCGUAGGCCGCUCUGACGCCAUUGGCUCCAGGGAACAAUGGGAAACAGUCUUCGAGAAUGGCAAAAUGGCUCUCAUGGCAGCAAAUAGUUGUUUCAUCUCCUACAGUGAGACUGGGGACAUCGAGGCCAAGACCAAGACGGCAGGGGAUGGCGAGAUGGUGAAGAUCAGAUCCAGUGCGGAACAAGAGAUCAAGCGUAAAGAUGACAUCAUAGAGGCAGACAGGGGCAACGUGAAGUCUUGUGAGGUCAAUUAUGUGAAGAAGUUUCAGAGUUUUCAAGAUCGGCGGCUCCGGGUCAAUGAGGGAGACUCAUCCACGCUGAAGAGAGCCAGAACAGACGGGAAGUUUCACGAAGAGUUGCUCGACAGGAGAAGCAAAAUGAAAGCAGACCGGUACUGCAAGUGAAGACUCAACUGUGUAGGUUACUGCCAUGUCUUUGUAAAUGUCUUGAUUUUAAAGAUUUGGCCAUUUGAUCUGAUUUCUGUUUUGUUUUUAAUAUUUUUAAUAAAAUGACAUGGUCAAAUCUGCUCUAUGGUCUCCGUGUAUUUUUAGCAGCCAGUUGAAUGAAUCUUAAUGGUGACAUUUAUAGUAUUCAGAUGACCCAUCGGCCUAUGUUAGUUAACCAUACAUUUACUUUGCUGUGUCUCAUGGAAGAGGUACACUAACCCUUUAAGUAAAAACAUUGAUACAACACUGUAAAAUAAGUACAGAAUUAUUAACAGCAAAACAAAGUACUCAAUCUGCCGACUAAUGCCGUGUGGUUGAUUCAUCAUAUAUGACAUUAGAUUGUUAAUACUGUAUACUUAAUAUACAGUUUGCUUGUGGUUCAUAACCUGGUGGUCAGGCUUCCUCCAAAGGGUCACAAGAUGCAUCUGAGGGGUUGUGGAAUGAUUACGUGUACGAAAGAUGAAAAAAGGUUAAAAAUGUGUAUUUUCUAAGACUUGUAAAAUAUGAGGUUAUUUGGGCAUAAAACGUUUUUUUGAAUCAAACCAUCUGAAAAGUUUAAAGGGGAUAUUAUUAUGUUACAACCCGACUCAAAGGCUGCCACAUAAAUGUGAGACCAGACAAGUGUAAAAAUAAUAAACACAUUUAUUUAAAGGAUAACAAUACAAAACAAACACGGAGUGUCUGUAAUCAGUAAUGUCAGCAUGUGUGGAAAUGUCUGAAACAAACUAAACUAUACAGCAGCCAAGGAAGAGACCGUCAAUGUUCAGGUGGAGAGACUUUAAAGCUGGAACCACAGCAGCCUCGGGUGUGGCUCAUUAGCUGACGAUCAACAUCCUGAAAGACAGAAAAGAGACGGCAAACAGGGCACAGACCCCCCCCCCCAGUGGAAGGGAGGGCUCGGAACAAUUAGAGGAACUAAACCAGUGAUUCUGUCAGGGGGUCUGCGAAAUAAUUUGAUAUGAAUCCUAAAACUGCUGUUUCAUUAAAAAGUGCAAACCUACAGAUGGGGACCAUUUGUGGAAAUAAAAUGAUUAUAUUGUGUCCAUUACUCCCACCGACUUAUGAAAUAGCAACU